This is a messenger RNA of Solanum pennellii, 1017 nucleotides long. RefSeq lists its product as uncharacterized. The transcript has 2 exons. Bases 224 to 922 code for a protein of 232 amino acids. The record is from RefSeq and is a predicted model, not a curated record. NCBI's taxonomy places the organism in Eukaryota, Viridiplantae, Streptophyta, Magnoliopsida, Solanales, Solanaceae.
ACUUGGGACCACCACUGUCUUCCUUUCUCCUUAAUCUCUGCAAUAGACUCAAUCAUUUCUAUACUUUCUUGCUAAUCAUCCCCUUUUUAUGUUUCCACUCUUUUUUCACUCUCCAAACUACACUAACCCUGUCUACAUUGUAAUAGGCAGACACCCAUCUCACAAAGUUUCCUCCUUUUUCCCUUUUUUUUCUAAAGUUCACAUUUUUGGGUUUUGAGUGGCUAUGAUGAUGGUGAAGAAGCUCUUCUGCUUUCAGUAUUUUGCUCUUUCUAGUCUCCUCCUGGCUGUUCUUGUUUCCUCCAAGCACCAUGGAAAUUCUGCAAAUGAUCUUGUCGAUAUCAUCAACAAGAACAGAACUGGUCAAAAGCUUCCUCAACUUAGUAAUAGUCGUGGACUUGGAUGCAUAGCCUUGCAAUAUGCUAAGGAAUGCAUGGGGAACUGCAGUUCAAGCAACAGUGUAAAUUGUCACCCUUCUGAAGAUGACUUCACUGAAAUUUUUGCUCCAAAUUGUGGCGUCGAGCUUCCCACUUUUGGAACCAUAUCUGGCUUCAUUCUCGGCUGUCAACCAAAGUAUCUCGAGCCAUUGGAAGCCUUCUCAAAUGUACUUGUUCAUGACAAAAGAACUCUUUCACUUUUGAGGAACAAAACUCAUACUGAAGUUGGAGUCGGGAUAAUCAAAGCUCACAAGCACAAAGGACCUUACUUAUGGUGCAUUUUGUUUAGUAGUAGCCAAAGAAACACCACAUUCGUACUUGAUAAUCUUGGCGAAGGGAUUAAGCAGAAGAAAGGAUGCUAUAGUGGAACCAGCUUCCCUUGCAGCAGAGCACAUAGAGACGAAGGUCUUUUUUCGAACAAAAUUGGAAUUAUGGUUCUGCUCUGUGUUUUUAUCUUCUUUCAAGAAUCCCUUCUCAAACUUCUCUGAUAUUACUAUAUAUCUCUACUCAACUAAAAUUUUGUCUCUCAUUUCGCUGAAUCAACCUUGGGCGUCCAUUCAUGAUUCAUUUUUUAAAUUUCUCA